Messenger RNA from Sesamum indicum (sesame), 784 nucleotides. RefSeq lists its product as uncharacterized. The record is from RefSeq and is a predicted model, not a curated record. Lineage: Eukaryota; Viridiplantae; Streptophyta; Magnoliopsida; Lamiales; Pedaliaceae.
AUGCUGCUAUUCCAUGGAACAACUCCCACACCCUGCUCGACGAUAUGCCUCAACGAUGCCCAAACUCAAUUGCUGACAAAAAGGGCUGUUACUCUUUCUUCCACUCGACUUACUGCAGGCCCGAAAUUCGCUGCUGUGCUAGCGGCAGCCGGGGCCCCUCGCAUUAUUGAGGUGGCAGCCCCACAAGAGCCGGAGGAGACUCUCUCAAACAUACCGCAGUCGUUAUCGAGUGUGUGCGCUCCCGGACAGCAGGACUGCAAGAAAAGGUACAAAAUCCAGCGGCCCAAAUCGAGAAAAGCUGAGGGAUGUACCAGUAAAUGCACAGCCACUUGCAUGCAGGGUGGCUUCGGUUCUCCCGGCGACGGCCCUUUCAGUAUGAGAAGGCCUCUAGUUGUCUUCAAGGAUGGGUUUCGGAGCCGUAAAUAUUGUUUGUCAGAGUGUUCUGAUAUCUGUAACUUGAUUGGAGAUGGUGAUGAUGGACCCUGACCCUUGCUUCAUACAUUCUUUCUGCUUCCCUUUAGCUAUUUCCCAACUCUUUAAAUGCAAGAUUUUACAGGUAUGAUCAAGAUUUGCCUGUCAAUAUAUAUUCACGCAGAUCAUGUUAUGAUCUUGAAACUGUUCCCUUUUCUGCAUUGUAUACAAAUCAAGUACGGCCGAAUCAGAUCAAUCAUAAAGCUAAUCAUACGACAAGUAUAUUACAUUUAUCAUAUAAUUGGAUCAGAUCCUGUCAAACCCGAUCUGGGUCAGAAUUUUUUUAUACCAACUUGUAUGAUUAUUUCAUAAU